Molecule: messenger RNA, 1486 nt
Organism: Tripterygium wilfordii
Lineage: Eukaryota; Viridiplantae; Streptophyta; Magnoliopsida; Celastrales; Celastraceae
Product: nuclear transcription factor Y subunit A-7
Exons: 7
Coding region: 304-933 (209 amino acids)
Biological process (GO): regulation of transcription by RNA polymerase II
Cellular component (GO): CCAAT-binding factor complex
Molecular function (GO): DNA-binding transcription factor activity, RNA polymerase II-specific; RNA polymerase II cis-regulatory region sequence-specific DNA binding
Source: RefSeq, a predicted model, not a curated record
AAAAAAAAAAUCAAAAACGGAAGAAUGUGACGGGACACUGUGGAUAGGUUCAGAAAGUCUGGUGAUGAAAAGGUAGAAGACACAGAAUUCCGUCCAAACAGAAAUAGAGUUUUAUACAGAGGAUUUUGGAAGAGGCACUGCGGAGAGAACCAGAUAAUCGGAGACCACGGAGAUUAAAUUGACUCAUCUUUCUGUUUCAGGCCUAUCAAAGUGAUUGUUAAAUUAGUUUCAUUCGAGAGCAAGAUCGGAUAUAAUAGAUUGUGUUCGUGGUUCUGUGACUUCAUCUGUGAGCAUAACGUCCUUAUGACUUCGUCUGUGCAUGAUCUUUCUGAGAAUAGUGAAACUGACGAGCAGCAAAAAUGCUCAGAAACUCAGAUUGAGUCUUCAUCUCCUACACCUGGACUGGUGCACCCUGCAAUCACAAACACAAAUGUUCAGUAUGCUACAACUCCGCAACUUGGAGCAGGACAGCCUAUGGCACCAACCACUUAUCCAUAUCCGGAUCCCUACUAUAGAAGCAUUUUUGCACCCUAUGAUUCGCAGCCAUUGUAUCCUCUACAGUCUUAUGGUGGACAACCAAUGGUUCAUUUUCAGUUAAUGGGAAUUCAGCAGGCCGGAGUUCCAUUGCCAUCAGAUGCUGUUGAGGAGCCUGUUUUUGUAAAUGCAAAACAAUAUCAUGGUAUCUUGAGGCGUCGACAAUCCCGUGCAAAAGCUGAAUCAGAAAAUAAAGUUAUAAAGUCUCGUAAGCCAUACUUGCAUGAAUCUCGACAUUUGCACGCUGUAAAAAGAGCUAGAGGAUGUGGUGGUCGGUUCCUGAAUGUAAAGAAGUCUGAGGACCAACAAACAGAGGCAGCAUCAGGUGACAAGUCACAACCCAGUAUCAACCUUAACUCUGAGAAAAGUGCUAUUGCUUCUUCAGAUGCCACAUCUUGAUAGAUUGUGACACAGUAAAGCAAAAUCAAAGCACUGGUCCUGCAAAAUAGUUGUUAUUAAAAGUUGCUACCAAGGAAGCCAAAGUGUUUUUUUUUUUUUGGUCAACUUCAGUAUUCUUAGUCUGCUUCUUGACGGCGCUAGUUUACAGUUCAGUCUUGUGAAUAUUUAUCCAUUAGGUGGUUUGGAUGGAAAUUGCUAAAGAUGAAAUAAGCAAUGACAUUGCAGCCCAGUCGCGUCAUCUUUGUCUUGGUGGGCCGUUGUAGCAAUGCCCCAAUUUCGAUGUUGUGACUGAGCUGCUGAGGUUAAAGAAUUUUUAGCUAGACAUUGUAUUCAAAUUUGUAACCUUGUAAAUUGGUUGGGGGGUGUCACUUUUCUUGAACGUUGCUAUGUAGCAUAUGUGAUAUGUCCCUUCAUUACCCAGUGCUCGAGACUCCUCGUAUAAAAAAUGUGUUUGAUGAUUAUACCGGUGCAAACUGUAAUAUUAACUUGUGUUUUUGAUGAAAUGGUAUCCCCAAGUUGAAUGGGAACUGCGAUGAUGUAUGUCUAAAUAUUA